AUGGAGGUUGUGGGUCGAGCACGAAUGUCGGUGGCUUUGGGUGAUUCGUUUGGUGGUUAUGGCGUUGUUCUUUUCGUGGCUCCCGGUUGCUCACUUCGCCGAUUUAGGUGGAUUUGGUGUUCUUUUGGAUUCUCGUUUGCGGGUUUAGGGACAUGGGGAGAGAAGGAAAGACAAACGAUCCUUGUCUCAACGCUUGCUCCAAACAAUACUGAAUUUAUUGAAGGCAUAAUGGGCCAUGAACACUCAAUCCUAGAAUACAAAAGCACCUCCAAGAUGAGGCUAGCACACAUAACAACAUCUCCUCCAAAUCCAAGUCAUUUUACCAUUCUUGUCCGUUCAAUUCCAUAUUCAUUGGAAGAAUCAUACAGUAAUUCU
Molecule: messenger RNA, 375 nt
Organism: Dovyalis caffra
Lineage: Eukaryota; Viridiplantae; Streptophyta; Magnoliopsida; Malpighiales; Salicaceae
Source: the annotation of a GenBank genome assembly